AAUUAAGCGGGCGAGAGAGAGAGAGAGAGAGUUUUCAUAUGGACAUUUGGUAAUUUGUUACAAGAUGGAGGUGUAUAUAAAAUUUAUCACAGUUGUAAAUAGAAGCUCUAGCUAGCUAAUGUCUCUUGGGCUUGAAAGAACCCAGUUCCGAGCUUUUUAAUAAAACUUCAAUUAAACCAGCCUUGAACAGAAAAUUCAAGGAAUGACCAAAUUACCUCUACGGAAAGACCAUCAAGCACCUAAUUCUGAAACCUCGUUAAUCCCAUGUUUGAUUCUUAAAAAUUCCCGCUUCUAUAAUUCACAAAGCUUUGAUUCCUUGACUAGUUAUUUGCACCAUUUUUCUCAGACUAAGAACCUCGGUGCCAUUAAGAGAAUCCAUGCUUACCUACUUACCUCAGGCAUUCUCUUUUUCUCCCUUGAUUUCCAAGCUAAACUUGUUCUUUCCUACACUAGAUGCCAUGACCAAGACAACCUUCAAACUUCAUUCAACCUUUUCAAAUGCGUGAACCCCAGAAACCCAUUACCCUUUAAUGUGAUAAUAUCUAACUUCUGUCAAAAUGGACUUGAUUUUCUUGCACUAAAAACCUUAUCUUUCAUGCAUAGUAAUGGUGUUCCUAUAGAUACUUACGCUUUAUGUGGCUCUUUGACAGCUUCAUCUACUACGAAAAGUGUCGACUUUGGCAAAAAUAUACAUUCCCAUGUGGCGAAAUCAGGUUGGUCGUCCAGCGUUUUUGUGGGUAGUGCUCUGAUUGAUCUGUAUGCAAAAUCGUUGCUAAUUAGAAAUGCAGAGGUGGUGUUUGAUGAAUUACCGAUUAGGAAUACUGUUUGUGCAAAUGCACUUUUAUCAGGUUAUGGUGAGGCUAAGAUGUGGAUUGAGGGACUUGAACUAAGUCGGAAGAUGCCUAUGUUAAAUUUGAAUUACGACCAGUUCACUUUAUCAGCAAUGCUACGUUCAUGUGCUGGACUUUCUGCCAUAGCAUCAGGUAGGCAGGUGCAUGCUUAUCUGUUCCGCUCAAUUUAUGAUGUGGGCAGAGAUGUGUUUUUGCAAAGUUCAUUGAUUGAAAUGUAUGGCAAAUGCGGUCUGGUGGAAAAAGCUUGGAAAGUUUUCACUUUGGCAGGAAUAUGUGGAAGAGGAGAUAAAAAAAGGGACAUCAUUUUGUGGACUUCACUGCUUGGUGUUUAUGGUAGAAAUGGAUAUUAUACAAAGGUGAUUAAAUUGUAUAGGGAGAUGUUGAUGGAAGGGAUCCGACCAGAUGGGGUGGCAUUUGUGACUGUCAUCUCUGCUUGUGGUCGCACCGGCCAAGUGGAUCUUGGGAUUCAGUAUUUUGAAUCCAUGUCUUGUGACUUCAAGUUGGAACCUGGGCCAGAGCACUAUAGCUGUCUUGUUGAUUUGCUGUGUAGGGCUGGUGAAUUGGAUAAGGCAUGGAAGAUUGUCAAUGAGAUGCUGAGUAAAGGACAUAGCAGCUGCAGCGUUUCAAUUUGGGGUGCUUUGCUUAACGCUUGCAAGGAUCGUGGGAAUAUUGAGUUGGGUAAAGAGGCUGCUCAUAGGGCACUUGAGUUGGAUCCUCACAACGUUGGAAUAUAUGUUUUGCUAUCAAAUUUAUAUGCUAGGUUUUGUAUGUGGGAUGAGAUUGGGAAGUUGAGGGAGUUGAUGAAGGAAAAAGGAUUAAAAAAAGAUGUCGGAUGUAGCUGGAUUGAGGUCACAAGUUGAACAGUGCAGUGCUUAAAAGCAUUUCCACAAGAGAAACAUUUCAGCUGCUCUUUGCUACCGUUUUAUUGACAAAAUGGGAACCUAUACAAACAUCCAAAGAUAGCAGAAUCAGACUCCAAUCAUUAUUUUGAAGCUGCAACAUGAGUCAUAAAAUGGUAGCGUCCAUGAUGACAUGAAGAACUUCAUGACACACAAACUUUCGAGCGAGAGAUCAUACAAGGAGGACAAACAUCGAAGCUGGAAGUUCAUCAUAAGCCUUUAGUGGCUAUUAAAGAACUGAAACUGUUUAAUUGGUCAAGUUUCUCAUUCUGACUACGAAGCACAUUGAUUAGUACCCAGAUAAUUGAAAAUGAAGUCUCCAUAGCCGAUCAGGAAAGAUGUUGUCCGGAGCCAUGAAGAGUCAUCCUUUGAUUUUAUUUUGUUAUUGCAAGGCAUAUAAUGACAAAUUAUUGGACCCAUGGUUAUGAUCUGAGUAAUUUAUUAUUAUAUUUUUAUU
Molecule: messenger RNA, 2207 nt
Organism: Ziziphus jujuba (common jujube)
Lineage: Eukaryota; Viridiplantae; Streptophyta; Magnoliopsida; Rosales; Rhamnaceae
Product: pentatricopeptide repeat-containing protein At3g12770-like
Exons: 1
Coding region: 203-1711 (502 amino acids)
Biological process (GO): RNA modification
Molecular function (GO): RNA binding; protein binding
Source: RefSeq, a predicted model, not a curated record